This is a messenger RNA of Pieris napi, 4796 nucleotides long. Its product is annotated as CUGBP Elav-like family member 2. The coding region runs from base 495 to 2066 and encodes 523 amino acids. Gene Ontology annotation, biological process: mRNA splice site recognition; regulation of alternative mRNA splicing, via spliceosome. The record is from RefSeq and is a predicted model, not a curated record. Gene Ontology annotation, cellular component: ribonucleoprotein complex; nucleus; cytoplasm. Gene Ontology annotation, molecular function: mRNA 3'-UTR binding. The transcript is spliced from 13 exons. Lineage: Eukaryota; Metazoa; Arthropoda; Insecta; Lepidoptera; Pieridae.
GCCUCUCGGCGGGAUAAGACACAUCAUUUGUCUGCUCUCGUUCUGACACCGCGUAAUUGUACACGAAAAUUGUGUUGUGCUUUUAGUAAGUAGAUUUAGUGUCGAUGGCUGUUGCGAUAUUUAAAACGUUACUAUGUAUAUCAUGUUCCGUUUUCCACCUACGCGCUGACAUUAAACGGUGGAUGUUAUAAUCUACGAUAUAACCUAAACUUCUACAAUAAAUAGACAAUGUGCGUAUAAAGUGUUUGUUAAGCAAGAGUCCAUAAGUGAUAGUGUGUGAAAAAAAAUGUGUCCGUGUGAUCGGACAGGACACUGACCCGUGCGAAGUUUGGUUACCGGGGACGCGUCUGUCAGGUGGCAAUGACGCGGGUAGCGGGUGUGCCCCCGCGCUUAUCAGGAGAUAAGGCGGUGGCUGAUAAGAUCGGCCUAGUGGCAAACGUAGGCAAGUCUUCACCGUGACCAGGCUGCUUGCUAGACAGCGGCCGCCGCCCGUCAUGCUUCAUUCGCUCAACGCACUCGCCGGCAAGAUAUCGCCGGGCGGCGGCCUCGACAACAACGCAAACAAACACACGCAUCCGAACAGGAACCACAAGGCGUAUGCGCCGUCAUCACCCUACUCCAAAACUAAUGGGAUAAAUAAUAUGAAUAUAAAUAAUAACAACAACUGUACGAGUAUCAAUAACAACAACAAUGACGAGACAUCGGAGAUGCCGGACCCUGACUAUAUUAAGAUGUUCGUUGGGCAAGUACCUCGAAGUAUGGACGAAAAUGACUUACGGCUGAUGUUUGAGGAGUUUGGUCGGGUGCAUCAGAUUAACGUGCUGAGGGAUAAGAUCACUGGUGCUAGUAAAGGAUGCUGUUUUGUGACGUUUUUCACGCGAAAAGCAGCCCUGAAAGCGCAAGACGCUUUGCACAAUAUCAAAACUUUGUCAGGGAUGCACCAUCCGAUUCAAAUGAAGCCGGCUGACAGUGAAAAUAGAAAUGAGCGCAAGUUAUUUGUGGGAAUGCUCAACAAGAAGCUAUCAGAGAAUGAUGUUAGAUCGUUGUUCGCGGGACACGGCGCUAUAGAGGAAUGUACAGUGCUAAGGGACGCACAGGGCCAAAGCAAAGGGUGUGCAUUUGUAACAUUCGUCUCUAAACAAGCUGCAAUUGCUGCUAUUAAGACGCUUCAUCACAGCCAAACCAUGGAAGGUUGUUCAGCACCACUUGUUGUGAAAUUCGCGGAUACGCAAAAAGAAAAAGAACAAAAGAAACUGCAAGCAAUGCAGGCGAGCCUCUGGGGCCUGACGCCUGUGACGCCGACUUAUCAGCUGCCUUCUGAGGCGGCCUUAUCACCGGCAACGCAGCUGCAAUUGUUGCAGCAGUUGCAGGCGGUUGGACUGCAGCAACAGCUUCUACAAGGCCAAGGCUCAACGUUGUUACAAGGUAUUAACUACCCAGAUAUCGCUUUCAAUGGCGCAGGGCUUAGUGGCGGAGCGGUGAGUGGGGUUGGGACAAUUGGUGGAUCGGACCAACUCAGUGGGCUUCUAGCGCCGGUGUCUGUUCAGAACUUAGCUGCGCUAGCGGCCAUUACGCAGCCCCCGGUCGUGACGCAAGCGGCGCCUAUGGCCCCCGCUACGGCCCAACAGCCUCCAGCGCCACAACUAUGUCUUCUCGGAAAGACUAACAUCACAGGGUCAACAGCUGAACCUCUAAGCUCUGCGUACGCGGCACAGUUUGGUACUUUCGCUGCAGCGCCCUUGGGGUCUGUGCUUGGUACCGCCGCUGCUGCAGCUGCUGGGAAGCAGGUUGAAGGCCCGGAGGGCGGCAACCUGUUCAUCUACCACCUGCCGCAGGAGUUCACGGACACGGACCUCGCGUCCACCUUCCUGCCCUUCGGCCACGUGAUAUCCGCCAAAGUGUUCAUAGACAAACAGACGAACCUCUCGAAGUGUUUCGGUUUCGUCUCGUACGACAACGCCGCGUCGGCGCAGGCCGCGAUACAGGCCAUGAACGGAUUCCAAAUCGGUACAAAGAGACUCAAAGUUCAAUUGAAACGUUCGAAAGAGCUCUCGAGACCGUACUAGAUGAACGGUGGCGAGUGAGUUGUGAACGAAAUGGUUGUUUGACAUUUGUUGUGAUGUAUCCGGUGCACUCGAACGGCUAGCUGUAAGGAAAUGAGUCCAUGUGCACAGUUGUUAACUAAUAAGUGUAAGCUUAAGGUUUGUGUCGAUGCUGAGUGUUAACUGGAAAUAACUAAUACUAAGCGAGAACGUGCAGUAUUCACAUUUUUUGUCCCAAAUUUGAUAACACUAAAUUGCCGACUCUUUAUCGAUCACAACUCACGCUUAGUAUUUUUUAAUGUUGACCUCAGCAAAAAAAUUAUCGUUUCCAAAGUAUUCCCCAAAAUCAUUUAUAGCUAUCGUGUUAUUUUAUUAUUAAAUUUUAAGUCAUAUUCUAUUUAGUUGCGUUCUAAAACCAAUAAACGAAGACGCCAAAGAGCUGAGAUAACUUCUUUUCAACGAGUGUCAUAUUUUUAAUUUAAGUUUUAGUCCAAAGAGCCGCACUACCGUUUUGGUACUGAGGCCAAUGUUCGGCAAUUUGUAGCGGCCUAUUUUCAAUCAAAAGAGAACAGGCCGUUCUAAGUUAACGAACUUGGGCAUGAAGUAAUUAUAGUUAUUAUUUACUACUUGUUACUACGAAUAAAUAAAUAUGUUAUUUUCAAAUAUACCUGUAUUUGUUACCAACAAAUGUGGCCAUUUUUUAAAGCAGACUUUUAGAGUUCUUUGAUUUCAAAAUAAGGUUUUAGGUUAAUAAGAUGAUCUCAAAGUGAUCAAUGUGUUUAUUGUUUACCUUGUUGUCUGUCGUAGUGUACUUAACAUGUGUUUUAACAAAGCUUCGAUUCGUAGAACUAUAAAAGGCGUAUUCCGAGACGUAUAUGGAACCGAAUCUAGUUUAAAAACUUGUCAAAUGAUUGUUUAUCUACUAAGUUUGAGGUUUAGGAAUACGGGUUAUAAUUUCUGUAAAAGAAAUUCUAGACAGAUGAACUUUUUAUCGCAAAUGACCACACCUCGGAACAUCGAACGCUGAUAUAGUCAAAAUGUCUUAGUAUUUAAGUAUUUAAUAUCUUAUACUAAGUUUGUGUAAGUUUCACUUUCUUUCAACUUCUAUUCGUUUAGCGACGACCACUUAGCACAUAUGCUCAAUUCUGCUUUUACUAUGUUUAGUAUGUUUAAAAAAAUGUAUAUAUAUAUAUAUAUGGCACUUACGUGGGACUUUACACCAUAUUUGAUUAGAUGUUUCUUGUUAAAAUUAAGUGUUCGUAUAAUUUUCUUAUAAAAGUUAUUUAGAAAAUUAAAUUAAAAACAUAUUUUAAUACUACUUAGAUUUGUGCCAAUUGUAAACGUUAAUUUCGGCAAAUUGAGAGUUGCAGUUAUUCUAACUGGUUAAUAACGAAACUAUUUUGAGGAUAGCGCCAUCUACCGUUUGCGUGAUUUUUAUAUUACAAUUGUUUGACAACGAGUUUUACGAUCGGUAUUGCUAUGAUGUGACAUACUACUGAAAAAAAUCAUGUUAUUUACAAUUUAUUCUGGCUUUUACUGUACUUAUAUUUAGCAAAUUAUAUUGUAUAACUUUAUUUAUAGUCUUAAGUUGCGGCCCCACUAGAGCCCUUAGAUAGCGAUGCAGGUACUGAUGAUCAUGGAGCACCUAAGUGGAGCCGUAGCAAUUGUUAAUUUUAGUCUGGUCUCGGUGUCUGAACAAAACAAUACCAAUAUUUAGACUGAAUAAGUUCCCUUUUCUUUAUUCAUAUCAAACAUAUUAUCAAAACUAACAUUUAAUUUAAUUUAUUGAAACGGGUCGUUCUGCGAAACAGCAUUCUUCGCAUAUUGUUUUAGGAAAUAGACAAACUACUUUGUAGAUGACGGUGUAAAAUUUGAAAGAUACUAUAUGAAUUUGUUCAGUGAUCGGCUUGAGUUUUUAAAUUAUUUCUUUAUAAAUAAAAGUCGGCUACUGGCCACAUUGUGAAUAGACUAUGUUCGUUCUUCACCGACUUUUUACGUUUUGGAGAUAACUCUCCAAACUUGAUUCUUAUGGAUUAAACUGAUGAGUAAGAGGAAAACGACGCGUCAAAAACUCGGUGAAUUUGAAGCGUAAGCUAGAUAAUGAAAUGUAUAAAUUUUAACUUAACUAUAGUUAGGUGUCUCUGGUGAGAAUCCAUUGUUGUUGUACUUUGUAAAAUCGAUAAAACUGUUAGAUUUGUACAGAAAAAAAAACAUUGAUUAGGUACAAGGCUUUUCAGGCUCGACCGCUACGGCGUUGAUGUUUUUUCAUGUUAUAAUUAAGUUACCUUACCUAUGGUACUGCAUUUUCGAUAGUGUUCAUUCAAUUACAAUUUUUGAUUAAAUUUCAAUCGUAAUGUUAUCUUUUAAAUGUUUCAUUAAAUUACAAAAGAUUUAUUUCUACGGUGGCAAAUGUCUAAAGGUAGUGAGAUUUAAGGGGGAUUAAGUAACACUUACGUUACGUUAUUCGAUAUUCAACUACUGAAGUUAUUGACAAAUCUCCACGGGUCUUUAUGAAUUAAGAAUUUUCGAUUACUUUAAGCAUUGUACACUUUUGUUAGAAUACAGUUUUUUAAUAUUAAAAAUACAAUAUGGCGUCACGGUCAAACAAAGUCAUAUCGCUAAUGCCGAAGUAAAUAUAUUUUUCCUUAAUGUAAGGCACCUAUAUCCUAUCCCAUGUACAAUCGAUGUAAAAAAAGAACUGUUUUAUACAACACCCGUUUUGUUGAUAUAAAUGUAAAUAAAUGUCAAGUUAAA